AUGGCCAGACGUGGACGUUCUCCAUCACCCGCACCCAGAAGGUCAUCAGUCCCUGCUAGAACACAACAGCGUGCACCAGCUCCACAACCUCAACCAACACAAGUAGCACAAGCGCCACAAGCACAACCUCAACAACCUGGAUUAUUUGCCCAAAUGGCUGCCACCGCUGGAGGUGUUGCCGUUGGUUCUGCCAUUGGUCACACUGUUGGUCAUGCAGUCACAGGAAUGUUUGGGGGCGGUGGAUCCCGGGAUGAGGUACAGCCUCAAGUUCAACAAGCGCCGCUAAUGCCAAUGGAGCAGAGUAGCCAGCAAGGUGGAGCGUGUGCUUUUGAAGUCAAACAGUUUUUGCAGUGUGCACAAAACAAUGAUGAUAUUUCUUUGUGUUCUGGAUUUAACGAGGCUAUUCGCCAAUGCAAGGAAGCUAACCGUUUGAUGUAA
Molecule: messenger RNA, 438 nt
Organism: Macrosiphum euphorbiae (potato aphid)
Lineage: Eukaryota; Metazoa; Arthropoda; Insecta; Hemiptera; Aphididae
Source: the annotation of a GenBank genome assembly